GCACAGUUCAGGAUGCAUCUCUUUGUUAUCAUCCUCCUGUAUUGUGCUGCCACAGUUAUGGCAGUGCCAGGUUGCCUCAGUGACAGGGACAAGGACCACCGAUUGAGGAGGAACUGCUCAGGUGCUGACUUCAGUGAGGUCCCAGCAGGAUUUGAGCCAAAAACUCAGGUUCUGCUGUUCCCCAACAACAUAUUCUCUAGUCUGUCCUGGUCUUCCUUCAAGGUCUUCACAAACAUCUAUGAGAUCGACCUCACCAGUAACAAGGUUCCAGAGGUCACCCCCAGCGCUAUCCCAAUCCUUCCCAGCCUCAGGGUUCUCCGACUGGGACGGAACCAUCUGACUACCCUCUCAGAUGGCUCCUUCUCCGCCUGUCCUGCUCUGGCUGAACUCUAUCUACAUGACAACGCUAUCAGGUCUCUGAGUGAUAACAGUUUUUCUGGACUGAGCAAGCUGGAGAUCCUGGACCUGUCAUCCAAUUAUAUUCUGGCGCUUCCUGAACUCAUGCUCCACCCCCUCGUUACCAUAGAGACCCUGUACCUGGAGAGCAACAAGAUCACGGUGAUGCCAAAUGACUGGUUCAGCAAGAAAGAGGAGGUGCCAUACCUCUACCUGUCAUCCAAUCCCUGGGCCUGCUCCUGUUCCCUUGAUUACCUGCGCAGAUACCUCGACAAUUAUGAAUUCAACAUCUAUGUCCGGGACGGUCUGAUCAUCAGGAGUGAUGCUGAGAGUGUGGUGUGUGACUCUCCCAACAGGCUUCAGGGUCAGUUUGUGAUAAGCCUAGAGGAGUCUGAUCUGUGCUCAUCUCAGCCAGAUUCCGGUCCACGUGGAGACAAUGAGCCAGUUGUCACAACGACCACACUUACUGCACCCCCUUCCUCAACCACAUCUACUACACCCCCUCCCACUACCACACCUACUACGCCCCCUCCCACGAUCACAUCUACUACAUCCAAACCCAUGACUCCACUUACUCCUGUCACUAUUACAUCUAACCCUACAGUUACCAGUCCAGCCUCUAGUGUCACUACACCACUAAUCAUAGAACUAACCACUGACCUGCCUGACAGUGGGACCACAACUACACUGCAAAGCCUUGUUGCUAAAACCCCUACACCAUCCACACAAGUAAUGGUACUAAACCCACCCACUGAGGUAACCACACCUAUAACCACUUCAUCAGUGAACAAUAACAUCACACAAUUUAAGUGGCAGAGUAAGGUAGCCACAGCCAGAGCUGCAGGAGUGUUCUGCGUUUGGUUAUUUGCAGGUAACCUCUUGCUUUGUGUAAUGUCAGCGGCAUGCUCUGUGAUGACUGUAGUGAGGCUGUUUUUGUUGUAUAGGGGGGCAUACAAAAUAUUAAAGAGGAGAACGGCAGGAGGAAAGGAGAGACUGAGGCUAAUAACAUGCACCAGGAGGGAGGAGAAGGAAGGCGGAGGAGGAAGUGAAGGGGUGUUAGCGCUGUAUCGGUCAGUGCUGUUCAUCUCCAAAGACGGAAGAGAAGGUGUUGAGAGGGGUAAUGAAGAGGAAGGAGGUAAAAGAGGUGAAGUAGGGAGGGAAAGGCUAACUCUGGAGUCCAAAGGAGAAGAAGAAGGAGGAGGAGCAGUGAUGAGACAGGAAGGAGUUGAGAGGGAGGAGAGAAGAGUGUACAAGAAGACAUUGUACCGUCUGAUAAGCAAACAGGAGGAGAUAGAGGGGUGGAGGGAAGUGAUGGAGGAGUGUCAGUGUAGUCCAGGAGAUGGAGUAAAGAUAGGAGAACAAGGAGGAGGAGGAGGGGGAGGAGUUUCCAGAAAGCGGUACAGCGUGAUUUUGAGGGAAGAGAGGGAGGUGGCUAGUGGAGACAAAGAGGAGCUGGACUGGGUGGUGGGGGGGUGGGAAGUGAAAAAGAGUGGAGAGGGGAGAGAUGAAGAGCCCAGGAGCAGCUGGGGGGAAUGGCUGGCUCACUGCCUACCCAGCAUGCCCUGGGGAGUAACUAUACCUCCUGAGGUUGAGGCAGAUCAGAGAUGUCAUCAGUUAGCCAAAUAAGCACAGAUACAUCAUGCUCAUAUACAGCUGUACAAUGUAUGUCUCAGACAAUUAACAUAUUAUCAUGAUUAUGAAUUCAAUUACCACUUCAUUUCAAUCUAACAACCCUCCAACAUCCCCUUUUGAUAUAUUGUUCUUGAAUAUUAGAAUAUCUAUGAGGUUGAUCUCAAAGACAGGGUUUAAACAGGGUUUGGGUUUUUGUUGUCAUGCAUUUCAAUACAUUCUUUUUUAUUAUUAAUUUGUAAAGCAAAUGUUUCAUGUGCCAUCAGGCCAGGAUUAUAAUAUAAUCACCUCCACUCAAAAUAUGUUACAAUAAAGAAUGAUCUUGUGUAGGAAACUGUUGAGUAUAUUGUCUAAGUGUUUGCUAUUUCUACAAAAUCUAGCACACAGAAUUUAUCUGUCUAUGUCUUAUCAGUGCAAUAACCUUUUACCUUCUGUUACAACUGUCCACUACACAUGUGGCAGACUUGUUUAUGUAACCCUCAUCCCUCAGUAACAUGACAGCAACAUAAUAAUGUAUCAUGGCCCAUGAAAUCUCUCAAACAUAUAUUUUUCACUUGAACAGGAAGGCAUCUCAUUUGAACAGGAAGGCAUUUCACUUGAACAGGAAGGCAGAGGAGAGGAAACCAGAAUACCCUCCCCCAGUUUUAUAUUGUUUACUGGUGUAUUUCCUGUUUUAUUCGGCUAGCAGAAGAUUAAACAGUUGCAGGCCCACCUCGUAUUGAUGUCAGCAAAUGAUUUAUCUGAAGCAGCGACAUUGCCCCCUAAUUUGUUGGCCACUGCACACCCACUGACAACUCUGACAAAUAGGUCUACAGACAGCCAGCAACCGACUACUUUGUCACAGUCGGUUUUACCCGUAGACAACCACCUAACAAGACUUUUUCCCUCAUGUCAAGCUGGCAACGGCUCCACAGCUCCACGGGGAUGUCCUUCUACCUUAAUCUGCAGAUAUGCCUGGAUGUUGCUAGGCAGUUGUCUACGGGUCCGAAGAUGAUAAAUACAGCUUAGUGUAGGCUAGCGUCAGUAGCUAACAUUAGCUACUAAUUCUAGUGCUAAACGUUAGCUUGUAUAAUGUUACCUGUCUAUAUGUAAUUUUAAAGCAAAAUUAUGUGUGUUGGUUAUGUUGUCGACUAACCACAUGGUACUUAUUUGAAUAUAGCUAAUUAAACGCUAAUGUUACCCAGGUACAGUUACGUUAGCUUUAUUGCCAAUGCCAGCACCCUUAAGUCCGCUAGCUACUUGCUCUCACUUCAACCUCAUAGCUCCUCUUUUUCAUUGACCCCUGAACUUUUCCUGUCAGACUUCCACCUGGCAUUAAACUAACUCUGAUAAUUGAGUUAGUUAUAAGAGCUAGUUUAAGCAAUCAGCAUAAGUGAGAUCAAGUAGCUAGUGAACUUAAAGGUGUUAGCAAUAAAGCUACGUUAGCAUUUAAUUAGAAUAAGUACCAUAUGGUUAGUUGACAACGUAACCGACAACACACACAAUUUUGCUUUAAAGUUACAUAUAGACAAGUGACGUUAUAUAAGCUAACAUUUAGCACUAGUACUAGUAGCUAAUGUUAGCUACUGACGCUAGCCUACACUAAGCUGUACUGUUCAUUAUUUGAGAUCCAACUUACCUUAUCAACUUCAGCCAUCUACUCCUCUUUUUGUCGGAGGAAAGUGGCAUUUCAUAUGUGUAUGUGUGCAUUUUCAUAUGUGUGUGUGUGCAUUUUCACAUGUAUGUGUGAAUGCAUUUAUAUGUGUAUGCAUUAGGGAUGGGAAGAUUAUCCGAUAUGCAUCGAUACGCCGACACACAGUCUGAGUGCACCAGUAGAGAAGCUGCGAGUGAAUGAAAAGUCUGGAAUGAUAUUGUGAUGCAUUGGUUAUGGAAUGUUUAUAUCAAUAAAAUUCGAUCCGUUCAAUAGAAAAUAUUUUUACUUGCAUUUAAAAGUGUUACUAUAUAUUUGGGUAAAGUUUUUCUUUCCUUCAGACCCACGUUGAUGUGCGCUGCGGAUUCAUGGAUGUGUACACUGCACACUAAACAGUCUGAGCUCCAUGGAUGGACUGUGGCACAAGCGCCACCAGUGAAUACUGUAAUGUCUGUAUCUGAAUCUGACAGACUUAGAAGGGAGGUGACCACAUGUCGUUUCUGAACGUGUACUUCUUACUAUUAUCAACUGCAUUGAAUACUGCUGUACAUACCCGAGAUACUUCCUUAAACAGUGUCAUACAGAUCCAACAGUGUAUCUCAGAAUACCUUGC
Messenger RNA from Sphaeramia orbicularis (orbiculate cardinalfish), 4268 nucleotides. Its product is annotated as platelet glycoprotein Ib alpha chain-like. NCBI's taxonomy places the organism in Eukaryota, Metazoa, Chordata, Actinopteri, Kurtiformes, Apogonidae. Gene Ontology annotation, molecular function: protein binding. Bases 13 to 2022 code for a protein of 669 amino acids. The record is from RefSeq and is a predicted model, not a curated record. The transcript is spliced from 6 exons. Gene Ontology annotation, cellular component: plasma membrane.